Messenger RNA from Pomacea canaliculata, 1144 nucleotides. RefSeq names its product phospholipase A2-like. NCBI's taxonomy places the organism in Eukaryota, Metazoa, Mollusca, Gastropoda, Architaenioglossa, Ampullariidae. The transcript has 5 exons. Bases 412 to 783 code for a protein of 123 amino acids. Gene Ontology annotation, molecular function: A2-type glycerophospholipase activity. Gene Ontology annotation, biological process: arachidonate secretion; phospholipid metabolic process. The record is from RefSeq and is a predicted model, not a curated record.
CUACCCGUGUGAACUUCUGUAAGCAAUGGGUAGAUCCCUCUGUCUGCUUGUUCUCAUGGGGUGCGCUCUGCACCUGGUCGAGAGCAGGUCACGUGACGGUCGACAAGUCGCCGACGAUUCAACAAACCUGCUUCCAUGUAAAGGAGCUCUCGUGCAGUUCGUCGGACGAACACUUAUCGACGAUGUGAAGAACCUGUCGUUGAAGAUCGAGAACGACGAAGCUGGGUCUUACUUGUGCAUCGUGAAGAUUAAGAGUCAUCUGGAAGAAUCCUCUCAAAGCACGAGGGAUGCGCAAGUCAGACCAACUGUUAGCUGCCCGAAGACGAAUUCAACGAUUUGCUUAGACAGUGUCGUGACUCAGCAGCCAGGGAUCAAGGCCACGUGACACGUGACAUCCAAAAGAAGAAUAUUAUGUAUCCAGGCACACUCUGGUGUGGUGAUGGGGACAAUGCCAAUGGAGACACCACAAAGCUGGGGGAGUAUCGUCAGACUGACUCCUGUUGCCGGGCACAUGACCUGUGCACACCAUACAUUGCGAAAUUCACAAAUGAUCCCGAGACUGGUCUUUAUAACCCGGGUCUCUACACCAGGCUUCACUGUCGUUGUGACAACGAGUUUAGGGAUUGUUUGAGACGAUCAAGGGACCACCUCGCUGACACCAUUGGAAACUUGUACUUCAAUGUUUUUACUUCCAUUUGUUUCGACCAGGUGUCACGAUGUCCCGACAAUGGAUUUUCUCCAGAUUGCACGUCCUGGGAAUGGGUCUCGUUAAAAGAUUUCUGAUAGUGUCAUCUGAUGCCAGCAACCAAGUAGAGCAACUGUCAAGUGCAUCCUCACGUUUGUUCUUCUUGUAUCAAAGUCGAUGUAAAAUAACCAUGUGCAUCGCCUUGGAGCAAUAAAGAAAUUUCUGAGCUGAAUUUUUAGUAUGCUAAGCAUGUAGAGUGAAAGUUAAUUAUAUCUGGUAUGAUUGUUAAUGACUAGUUUUAAAACUCAGUGCCAUGUGAGUGUGAACUGUCAUAUUACUGACAUGAACAUUUUUCACCCAGCCUCUGACAUAAAAUACACAAAAUACUGCCCACAUUUCUAGCUCUAUGGGCAGUAUUUUGUGUAUUUAAACAUUUCUUUGAAUUUUCUUUCCAACCUU